CACAUAUAGAAUAUGCCACUACUCACUCUUUUUGUGUCCUUGGUGACAAGGAGAUGCAUCAACAUGUUCACACUUCACACUUCACACCUCACACACAAAUAUGUAUUAUAUAUAUAUAAGUAGUAUUAAGUAGUUUAGGAACAAAUCUACUUCAUAAUUCAUCUAUAAUUUUUCUCUGAUCUCUUGUUAUAAGAAAGGUCCUUAAUUAAUACACAAAAAUGGGUUCACCCCCAAAGAAUAAGGGAGAGAGGAAAAUAGAGAGAGGUUCCAUAACUAUAAUCUUGAGAUAUGCAGAUUGUGUUGAUGUUUUGCUUAUGUUAAUGGGUGCUGUUGGAGCAGUUGGAGAUGGCAUGUCCACAAACAUUCUUCUCAUCUUCGCUAGCCGCAUCAUGAACAGCUUAGGAUAUGGCAACCAACAACAACAACAACAAAGUAGUGGCACUGCCAACAAUUACAUGUCCCAGGUUGAAAAGUGCAGCUUGUAUUUUGUGUACUUGGGACUAGCAGUGAUGGUGUUGGCCUUCAUGGAAGGGUACUGUUGGAGUAAAACAAGUGAGAGGCAGGUGUUGAGAAUUCGGUACAAGUAUUUGGAAGCUGUUCUAAGACAAGAAGUGGGGUUUUUUGAAUCACAAGAAGCAACUACUUCUGAAAUCAUCAAUUCCAUAUCAAAAGACACUUCUCUCGUCCAAGAAGUCCUAAGUGAAAAGGUGCCACUAUUCUUAAUGCACUCAUCAUCAUUCAUCUCUGGGAUUGCUUUUGCCACCUACUUCUCAUGGAGGCUGGCCUUAGUAGCAUUCCCAACACUUGUACUUCUCAUAAUCCCUGGCAUGAUCUAUGGCAAAUACCUAAUCUAUCUGUCAAAGUCAUCUGCCAAGGAGUACGGGAAGGCAAACGCCAUCGUGGAGCAGGCGUUAAGCUCCAUCAAAACCAUUUAUUCGUUCACGGCGGAGAGGAGAAUCCUUGUGAGGUAUUCAGAGAUCUUAGAGAGAACCUCAAGGCUUGGAAUCAAGCAAGGGAUAGCAAAGGGUUUAGCUGUUGGAAGCACAGGUUUAUGCUUUGCAAUUUGGGCUUUUCUUGCUUGGUAUGGAAGCCAUUUGGUUAUGUACAAAGCUGAAAGUGGUGGAAGGAUCUAUGCAGCUGGAAUUUGCUUCAUUAUGAGUGGACAAUCCCUUGGAGUGGUACUUCCAGAUUUGAAGUACUUGACAGAAGCAUCAGUAGCAUCCACAAGAAUCUUUAACAUGAUUGACAGAAAAGCAGUAAUUGAUGGUGAAGACACAACAAAGGGAAUAGUGCUAGACCAAAUUAACGGGAACCUAGACUUUGAACAUGUGAAAUUCACAUACCGUUCAAGACCAGACAACCUCGUACUCAAUGACUUCAAUCUGAGGGUUGAAUCAGGCAAAACGGUUGCACUUGUUGGUGCAAGUGGGAGUGGAAAGUCAACGGAUAGGGGUAAAAUGGGGCUUGUGAGUCAAGAACAUGCAUUGUUUGGGACAUCUAUUAAGGAGAAUAUUAUGUUUGGAAAGCUUGAUGCUACCAUGGAUGAGGUUGUUGCUGCUGCUACUGCUGCUAAUGCUCAUAACUUUGUUAGGCAGCUCCCUCAGGGUUAUGAAACCAAGAUUGGAGAAAGGGGAGCACUUCUUUCAGGAGGACAAAAGCAGCGAAUAGCAAUUGCAAGAGCCAAUAAGAAUCCAGUGAUUCUUCUUCUUGAUGAAGCAACCAGUGCUCUUGACUCUGAAUCUGAAUUACUUGUCCAAAAUGCCCUUGAUCAUGCCUCAUUGGGCAGGACUACAUGGUAAGUUGUUGCACACAAGCUAUCAACUGUCCGAAGCGAUGUCAUAGCCGUUGUCAACGCCGGUUCCAUCAUCGAAAUCGGCACGCACAACGAGCUCAUAACCCAUCCAAACGGCCAAUAUGCAAAGCUAGCAAACUCCAAACAACUCAGCUUGAGUCAACAAGAAAUAUCCAAUGCUCUUUCUUCUGCAGCAAGAAGCAGUGAUGGUAGAACCAGCACAGCAAGAUCAACAAGCCCUGCAAUUUUCCAAAAAUCACCAAUCCCUAUUGAUGAUAACACCAUAAACCCGGAAUCAUCUCUUGUUUCUCACCCUUCACCUUCUUUUCCAAGGCUUCUAUCUCUGAAUGCACCUGAAUGGAAACAAUGUUUAAUUGGUACUUUUUCCGCAAUAGCUUUCGGCUCAGUGCAGCCCAUAUAUGCCUUAACAAUUGGUGGCAUGAUUUCUGCAUUUUUCGCCGAAAGCCAUAGUGAAAUGAUUCACAGAAUCAGGACUUACUCUUUGAUUUUCACUUCUCUUUCUCUUGCUUCCAUCACACUCAACCUCUUGCAGCACUACAAUUUCGCAUACAUGGGAGCAAGAUUAACAAAAAGGAUACGGCAGAGAAUGCUUGAGAAUAUCUUAACAUUCGAAACGGCUUGGUUUGAUGAAGAAAAUAAUUCCAGUGGAGCAUUGUGCUCGAGGCUAAGCAAUGAGGCUUCCAUGGUUAAGUCCCUUGUCGCGGAUCGCGUUUCAUUGCUGGUUCAAACAGCUUCUGCUGUCAGCAUUGCAAUGAUCAUAGGACUCGCCGUGGCGUGGAAGCUCGCUCUUGUGAUGAUAGCAGUGCAGCCACUCACAAUCCUCUGCUUCUACACAAGAAAAGUUCUUCUCUCUACACUCUCAUCAAAAUUCAUCAAGGCACAGAAUCAUAGCACACAGAUUGCAGUUGAAGCAGUGUACAACCACAGAAUUGUGACUUCAUUUGGAAGCAUACAAAAGGUUUUGACAUUAUUCGAUGAAGCGCAGGAGGCGCCAAGGAAGGAGGCGAGGAAGAAGUCGUGGCUGGCAGGGAUUGGAAUGGGGUCUGCUCAAUGCCUAACAUUCAUGACAUGGGCUUUGGAUUUCUGGUAUGGAGGGACAUUGGUGGAGAAGAAGGAUAUUUCUGCAGGGGAUGUGUUUAAGACAUUCUUUGUUUUGGUUAGCACUGGGAAGGUCAUUGCUGAAGCUGGAAGCAUGACUUCUGAUCUUGCAAAGUCCUCAACUGCUGUCAAAUCUGUUUUUGAGAUUCUUGACAGGAAAUCACUUAUUCCCAAGGCUGGUGAUUGCAACAAUGGAAGAAAGUUGGAAAAUAUGAGUGGGAAGAUAGAACUAAAGAACGUUGAUUUCGCCUACCCAAGUAGGGCAGGGACACCGAUAUUGCGCAAGUUUUGCUUGGAGGUGAAGGCAGGGAAGAGUAUUGGGUUAGUUGGGAAGAGUGGUUGUGGAAAAUCAACAGUGAUUGCAUUGAUCCAAAGAUUCUAUGAUGUUGAGAGAGGGUUUGUGAAAAUGGACAAUGUGGACAUAAGGGAACUAGAUAUUCAAUGGUAUAGGCAGCACACUGCACUUGUUAGCCAAGAACCUGUCAUAUAUUCUGGCACUGUAAGGGAUAACAUCUUGUUUGGGAAGCAAGAUGCAACUGAGAAUGAAGUUGUUGAGGCUGCAAAAGCCGCAAAUGCUCAUGAGUUCAUAUCAUCAUUGAAAGAUGGAUAUGAAACAGAAUGUGGAGAAAGGGGAGUGCAACUAUCUGGAGGGCAAAAGCAGAGAAUAGCAAUAGCAAGGGCCAUAAUAAGGAACCCAACAAUAUUGCUGCUUGACGAAGCAACAAGUGCACUUGAUGUUCAAUCAGAACAAGUUGUGCAAGAAGCAUUAGACAGGAUCAUGGUGGGAAGAACCACCAUUGUUGUAGCACAUAGGCUCAACACCAUCAAAGAACUUGACUCGAUUGCAUAUGUCUCAGAGGGUAAGGUUCUUGAGCAAGGAACCUAUGCUCAACUUAGGCACAAGAGAGGUGCCUUCUUCAAUCUUGCAUGCCAUCAAAUCCAAAAUUAGGUAGCAAUAAUAAUAACAAUAAUGUAAUUAUUAUAAUGAAAAUUUACAUGUCUUGUAAUCCCUAAAAUAAGUAAUAAUCCUAUCACUAAUUAGUACUUUGAACUUUAAA
Molecule: messenger RNA, 3969 nt
Organism: Arachis stenosperma
Lineage: Eukaryota; Viridiplantae; Streptophyta; Magnoliopsida; Fabales; Fabaceae
Product: putative ABC transporter B family member 8
Biological process (GO): transmembrane transport
Cellular component (GO): membrane
Molecular function (GO): ATP hydrolysis activity; ATP binding; ABC-type transporter activity
Source: RefSeq, a predicted model, not a curated record